Messenger RNA from Anoplophora glabripennis (Asian longhorned beetle), 1246 nucleotides. Its product is annotated as zinc finger protein 480-like. Gene Ontology annotation, biological process: regulation of transcription by RNA polymerase II. The transcript has 2 exons. Bases 71 to 1015 code for a protein of 314 amino acids. Gene Ontology annotation, cellular component: nucleus. The record is from RefSeq and is a predicted model, not a curated record. Lineage: Eukaryota; Metazoa; Arthropoda; Insecta; Coleoptera; Cerambycidae. Gene Ontology annotation, molecular function: RNA polymerase II transcription regulatory region sequence-specific DNA binding; zinc ion binding; DNA-binding transcription factor activity, RNA polymerase II-specific.
UAUAAGUAAAUAAUCUAUUUUAUAGUAUAAUUUCCUUACAUUUCUUUUGAUAUUAAAUUUUUGUAAUGUUAUGGAGACAAGGUGUCGACUUUGUGCAGAAUGUUCUACAGAUCAAUUACCUAUUUUGCAUGAUUUGGAAUUUCGUUUAAAAAUAUUUCAGUUAUUUCAAAUUAAAGUUUCAGUCGAAGAUAAUUUGCCUACAUCAGUAUGCCAGAUUUGUUAUGAUAUGGUAGGAAAAACAUGGGAGUUCAAUGAUCGCAUCCAAAAAGCACAAUCUCUAUUAACAGAUUUAGUAAAUAACAGCAGUGCCAUUUUAUUUCCAGCAGAACCAGUUCAGCCGCAGACAGUAUUAGAUACUCACUUAUUAAGUACACCAAAUGAAGUACCAGAACUUAGUUAUUUUGACUCGAAACCUCUUAUAAAAUGUGAUUUUAAUAUAGCUGAUGCAGAUAAUGACUUAUCCGAUACUUCGGAGAAAUCAGAACAUAAACGUAAAACUAUAAGAACAAAAAAUAAGAUACGAAAAUAUCCGAAAAAGAAAAAUAUUAAAUUAUUUGAAUCUAUUGAUUUAGAUGAUACGGAAUUUGACUUGAAUGAUGAUGGAAGCAUAAUACCAAAAAAUGAGUUACUUGGAUGGGAUACAUAUCCCUGGACUUGUUGUGACUGCCAAGUAACUUUUUCUUUAUCAGAUGAUCUUAAAGAACAUUAUUCAACAACCCAUAAUUCUACAAGUCGUUAUCUUUGUGCAGAUUGCUCCAAAGUAUAUUCAAAAUAUAGUACUUUCUUAGCGCAUGUUAGAGUUCAUCGAAUGAAAUUACGGUUUUGUUGUGAUGUGUGCUACAGAUGGUUUCCAACAGUUGCAGCCCAAGAACAGCAUCGAUCUCGCCAUGGAGAUGACAGACCUCAUGCUUGUAAUACUUGUGGAAAGAGAUUUAGAAUGCAGUCAGCUUUAAUGGUAUCAAAUUUGGCAAUAUAUUAUAUUUUCCAUAGCUACUUUUUUCGUAUUGGAAUGUAGGGUCAUUCGAUCCACAUUCGCAACGUUGUAGUAUAUUACAGGUAUAUGAUAUACCUGUAUGAGUGUUUCAAGACUAAUAAGGAAAAAAAGUCCUGUAAAAUGUGUGACUAUGCUUCAUUUUAGAGAUACAGAAUUUUGAAAUUUGAAAAAAUCAAAUUUUCUAAAAUAUCUGCUGAUGUGGGACAUGGAGUGUUAACAAAUGGGCCAAGGAUUUACCUAAUUAAAGGUAAA